GGAGGGCAGGCAGGACUCAGGCAGCCACUUGGUAGCACAGGCUCGAUGGUCGGUAUGUAGCAGCGGCGGAGCUUCUGCUUUGGACUAGUUAGAGGGAAAAACGCAUACUGGUUAGAAGAAAAACAGCAGAGGGAUUUAAUAUAAAAUUCCACGAGAAUGAGACAAAUGCCGUCCGCCUGAAGGAGAUUAAAAUACGCUUUUAUUCCGUUGAUUUAUAACCGUUUUUUACGAAAAUGGCGAACGACUCUCCAGCCAAAAGUCUGGUGGAUAUAGACCUGGCAUCCCUAAGGGAUCCUGCUGGGAUUUUCGAGUUAGUUGAAGUGGUCGGAAAUGGCACCUAUGGACAAGUCUACAAGGGUCGACAUGUUAAGACGGGACAGCUGGCAGCCAUCAAGGUCAUGGACGUCACUGAGGAUGAAGAGGAAGAAAUUAAGCUGGAAAUCAACAUGCUGAAGAAGUAUUCCCACCACAGAAAUAUAGCCACAUAUUAUGGAGCCUUCAUCAAGAAAAGUCCACCAGGCCAUGAUGACCAACUCUGGCUGGUGAUGGAGUUCUGUGGUGCUGGUUCAAUCACAGAUCUGGUGAAGAACACCAAAGGCAACUCGCUGAAGGAGGACUGGAUCGCCUACAUCUCCAGAGAGAUCCUCAGGGGAUUGGCUCACCUGCAUGCGCAUCAUGUCAUCCACCGUGACAUCAAGGGACAAAAUGUGCUGCUGACUGAAAAUGCUGAAGUCAAACUGGUGGAUUUUGGUGUGAGUGCUCAGCUGGACCGGACAGUCGGCCGAAGGAACACAUUCAUCGGGACGCCGUAUUGGAUGGCUCCAGAGGUCAUCGCUUGUGAUGAAAACCCUGAUGCAACCUACGACUACAGAAGCGACCUGUGGUCCUGUGGUAUCACAGCCAUAGAGAUGGCUGAGGGAGCUCCCCCUCUGUGUGACAUGCAUCCAAUGAGAGCCCUCUUCCUCAUUCCCAGAAACCCUCCCCCUCGACUUAAGUCCAAAAAAUGGUCGAAGAAGUUCUUCAGCUUCAUUGAGGGCUGCCUGGUGAAGAACUACACCCAGCGCCCUCCCACCGAGCAGCUGCUCAAACACCCCUUCAUUCGGGACCAGCCCAAUGAGAGGCAGGUCCGCAUCCAGCUCAAAGACCACAUCGACAGAACCAAGAAGAAGAGAGGCGAGAAAGAUGAGACGGAGUAUGAAUACAGCGGCAGUGAAGAAGAGGAAGAAGAAGCAUCUGAACAAGAAGGAGAGCCAAGCUCCAUAGUCAACGUACCCGGCGAGUCAACUUUGCGCCGCGACUUCAUCCGGCUGCAGCAGGAGAACAAGGAGCGCUCGGAGGCUCUGCGCCGCCAACAGCUCCUUCAGGAGCAGCAGCUACGUGAGCAGGAGGAGUACAAGCGCCAACUGCUAGCUGAGAGGCAGAAACGUAUCGAGCAGCAGAAGGAGCAGAGGAGGCGGCUCGAGGAGCAACAACGGCAUGAGCGUGAGAUGAGGAGGCAGCAGGAGCGUGAGCAGCGUCGGCGUGAGCAGGAGGAGAAAAGACGAAUGGAGGAGAUGGAGAGACGCCGCAAAGAGGAGGAAGAGCGCAGGAGGGCCGAGGAGGAGAAGAGGAGGGCCGACCGAGAACAGGAGUAUAUUCGUCGUCAGUUAGAGGAGGAGCAGAGGCACCUUGAGAUCCUGCAACAGCAGCUCCUCCAUGAACAGGCCAUGCUACUGGAGUAUAAAUGGCGAGAGCUUGAGGAGCAGCGGCAAGCCCAGAAGCUUCAGAGACAGCUGCAGCAGGAGCAAGCCUACUUACUGUCGCUACAGCAAAACCAGAACCUGGAUAGUAGCAAAACUGCCCCUCAACAGAGCGCCAAGCCACCAAAGAACCUCGAGCCGGACACAGUAAAGCCCCCACAGACUCCUGACUUGGAAACGUCUAAGCAACAGAGUACUAACUCUGAGAAGACACGGUCCAGUCCUGUGUCCAGUCUGGAAAAACCGAAGCUACCUGUGGCUGAUGUCCAAGGCCCCGCCCCUGACUCUGAGCCAGUCAGAGAGGCUGACGAGCGGUAUCGGAAGAACAUCCAAGGUUCUCCUCAGGCGGCUCAGACCAAACCACAGCAGCCUCCAGUGCCCCAACGCUCCGAGUCUUCAUACCCCAAUGGGAACUCUGCAUCUGAGGCGCCUGCCAUGCAUCGACCUGUGGAACCACAGGUCCGCUCUCAUCUGGCUGCUUUAAAGAGCAGCAGCAGUGUGGCCUCAUCAAACUCCUCCUCUCCAACCCCACCUGUUGUGUCACGGUCACAAUCCUUCAGCGAGCAGCUUGCCCCUAGCUUUGAAAACCUUCACCUUCACAACAGCCAUGAAUCCCACCUACACCAUCAACCUCCAUCAUCAUCAUCACCAUCCUUCUCAUCAUCAACGCCUGCACGCACUGACCCACAAACCCAUCCCCAGCCUAGGCCCUUACCCCAUGACAAGGUCCCUUCAGAGGAGGCCCCUCCCAGGGUUCCUGUCAGGACUACAUCAAGGUCCCCAGUGUUGUCAAGGCGAGACUCGCCUCAUCACCAUGGCAACGCCUCUCACAGCAGGGAGGCCAUGCACCGAAAUGCUGCCAGUUCAGCAGAGCCUCGGCUGCUGUGGGAACGAGUGGAGAAGCUGGUUCCCAGAACAAGUAAUAGUGGCAGUGGAGGCUCCAGUUCCUCCAGCAGCUCCAGUAACUCUCAGCCCAGUUCUCACUGUGGCUCUGGAGAGAGGUUCAGGGCCCGCUCUUCUUCCAAAUCAGAGGGUUCGCCCCUCCAGCGACCAGAGAAUGCUGGGAAAAAACCAGAGGAGAGGAAGGACUUGGUCAGGCCGAGCAAACCAGCGGACUUGACAGCUCUGGCUAAGGAACUACGUGCAGUAGAUGAUGUUCGUCCCCAAAAUAAGGUGACGGAUUAUUCAUCCUCUAGUGAAGACUCAGACACCACAGAUGAGGAUGAUGAUGAAGAAGUGGACCAGGAGGCAGGAGAAGAGUCGACCUCUGGCCCAGAAGACUCCAGAGUUGUUACCUCCAGACUGAGUAAUGGAGAAACGGAGUCGAUGAAAACCAUGAUCGUUCAUGAUGAGGGUGAAAGUGAUGCAGGGUCAACUCCCUGCAAGGACAGCACGCUGAUUGUCAGACAGAGUGCAGGUGACAACAGAAAGCGUGCGGCCCCCGGCUCGGGCCAAACGCAGACCCUCAGCCUGCUUGCAGGCUUCGCUCCCAGCCCUGGCUCGGUGUCGGGGCAGGGCCUCAUCCACCUCACACCCAGUCCACACCACCACCACCAUCAUCACCACCAUCAUCACCCCACACAGCACUCGGACAGGAACGGCUUUGCUGGUCGCAUCCACCACCUCCCAGACCUGAUCCAGCAGAGCCACCAUUCCUCCCCCUCCUCCUCUGCAUCCAACUCCCCUUCCUCUUCCAGCCUUGCCAGUCCCUCCUCCAUGUCCCCCCAGAGUCCCCUGGAAAAGCUUGGCAUCCUCACAGAGAGUCAGUCUAGUAACAACAUGCAGAAACACAAGUCUUCUUCCUCCUUCACUCCGUUCAUUGACCCACGCCUCCUCCAAGUCUCUCCAUCCACCGGCAGCGCCCUCAACAAUGUUGGCUACGGGAAUGAUGCCCGACUGGCAGAGGCGUUGAGAGCAGAUCCAUCUCGGAAAGGCUCUGUGGUCAACGUCAACCCUGUCAACACUCGCCCGCAGAGCGACACGCCAGAGAUUCGCAAGUACAAGAAGAGGUUCAACUCUGAAAUCCUGUGUGCCGCACUCUGGGGGGUGAACCUGUUAGUGGGAACAGAGAGCGGCCUGAUGCUGUUGGAUCGCAGUGGGCAGGGGAAGGUUUACCCUCUGAUCAACAGACGGCGCUUCCAGCAGAUGGAUGUAUUGGAGGGUCUCAACGUCCUUGUCACUAUAUCAGGUAAAAAGAACAAGCUGCGUGUAUACUACCUGUCCUGGCUGAGGAACAAGAUCCUGCACAAUGACCCUGAGGUGGAGAAGAAACAGGGUUGGACCACUGUAGGAGAUUUGGAGGGCUGCGUCCACUACAAAGUUGUAAAAUACGAGAGGAUCAAGUUUUUGGUUCUGGCUCUGAAGAACUCAGUGGAGGUCUACGCCUGGGCACCCAAGCCCUACCACAAGUUCAUGGCUUUCAAGUCUUUUGGUGACCUGGUGCACAAGCCACUGCUGGUUGACCUGACCGUGGAGGAGGGGCAGAGGUUAAAGGUCAUCUAUGGUUCGUGCUCAGGCUUUCAUGCUGUUGAUGUGGAUUCUGGGGCGGUCUACGACAUCUACCUGCCUACACACAUCCAGACCAGUAUCCAGUCUCAUGCAAUCAUCAUCCUGCCCAAUACUGAUGGCAUUGAACUGCUAGUGUGCUAUGAGGAUGAGGGCGUUUAUGUCAACACCUAUGGACGCAUCACCAAGGAUGUGGUGCUGCAGUGGGGGGAGAUGCCCACCUCAGUGGCCUACAUUCGCUCCAACCAGAUCAUGGGGUGGGGUGAGAAGGCCAUAGAGAUUCGCUCUGUGGAGACUGGCCAUCUAGACGGUGUCUUCAUGCAUAAGCGAGCUCAGAGACUCAAGUUCCUCUGUGAAAGAAAUGACAAGGUGUUUUUCGCAUCCGUACGGUCCGGAGGCUCCAGCCAGGUCUACUUUAUGACUUUGGGCCGAAGCAACCUGCUCAGCUGGUAGAUGUCCACACCCUGCCCUCUGUCUCCUCCUUCUCCUCAUCCUCCCCAUAGCCCUCCACCCUUGCCAACACUGGAUCUCUGAACCCACCACUGAUGUCUCAUCAACCUUUGGACAACCAAUACAGAACACAACAACCAAUCAGCCCUUUGGAGCAGUGGGUUACGACGACUUCAGCUCCUGGAGCGACCGAGCUCUGGGCCUUCCUGCGAUGCAGCGACCGCCGCUCAAGUCAUCGCCGCUCCCAAACAACCGAAGUGACGACUUGCGCCCAGAAUGAAAUCAGUGGUUGAUCUGCUAAAGGAAGUAGAAAUGUGUUAAAUGUGAAUUUGAGAAAAAAAAGGAGGCAAACUAAUCUUUGUUUUCCUCUGUUUUCUUGACACUCAUCAGAUUAUGAUGGGAUAGAUUUCGCACCUCUUCAUAGUUUCCGUGCUCCUGGGCUGGUCAGUAAGCUUGAGGUCUUCUACUAGUACUGCUAAUGCUGUUAUUACUACUACUGCUACAUCUUUCUGCAGGUCUGCCUCUUGUAAAAAGAGUAUCCUCUGCCCACUGUCCCACCCCCCUGCUCUUUCUGACAAGCAUGGGGCCGGUGUGGUCAGUCUGUUGUAUUAAACUACAGUAGUGUGUAUAAAUGUAUUUGUUUGGUCCAGUUACUGCUGACAAGCUGGUCAGAAACUAUCCUCCAGGGUAAACUGUAAAACCCUGGAGCCAGAGGGACAAGAAGCAGGUAGAAGAGACAUAUGUGGUUGAAAUAUGGAGGUGUUGCGGACAGGUGCUUUAAAAGAAAGAUGUCAGAGAAAGAGGUGAUGAGGCAGAAGGAUCUCAGAAUAGUAUUUUUGAAUCUUUAUUAUUAUUCCUUGAAGAUAAGUGUAACUGUGAAGUUAAACAUGUCUUUUUCCUCUUAUUUUUAUUUUGUUUUAAAAGCCAUUUAUGCACAUCCACCCACAGUCCACAAUUUGCUUGCUUCUACUCUAAAACCACAGAGGUGUGUGUAUAAAGAAAGUGAUGUGGGUGUGAUGCUAAAAAUGAAAGAAAACAAAGGUGUAUGUACAAUAAAGUUCAGUUAAGCUUU
This is a messenger RNA of Melanotaenia boesemani (Boeseman's rainbowfish), 5766 nucleotides long. RefSeq names its product mitogen-activated protein kinase kinase kinase kinase 4-like. Gene Ontology annotation, biological process: protein phosphorylation. Gene Ontology annotation, molecular function: ATP binding; protein kinase activity. Bases 234 to 4697 code for a protein of 1487 amino acids. NCBI's taxonomy places the organism in Eukaryota, Metazoa, Chordata, Actinopteri, Atheriniformes, Melanotaeniidae. The record is from RefSeq and is a predicted model, not a curated record. The transcript is spliced from 32 exons.